CAAUCCUUGAAGAACUACAAUUCCCACGGGUAGCCGCGCUUCACAAACAUCAUGGCAGCCUCCUCCGUCACAGCAAGAGUCCGCUACAAAAUGAUAAAAAGAACAUUGUUAUUGUGUCUUAAUGCGUCGUGUUCAAUCCGGAGAUUAAACGUAGAAUCUUCGCGAUAUGAUGGCCAGUUGCAAAGCAGGACUAAAAGUGUUUCCAUGCAGCUGGAAGGCGUGGUCGGACUGGAGAUCCACGCCCAGAUUCAAGCCCGCACUAAAAUGUUCUCCGGCUCGGCCGUCCACUUCCUUUCGCCUCCCAAUUCCCUCGUGUCCUUCUUCGACGCCUCUUUGCCCGGUACAUUACCUGUCCUGAACAGACGAUGUGUCGAGGCAGCUGUAAUGACGGGAUUGGCCCUCAACUGCCGUAUCAACGAGAAGUCAUUUUUUGACAGGAAGCACUACUUCUACGCUGAUCUCCCCGCGGGCUACCAGAUCACACAGCAACGGCGGCCCGUGGCGGUGGACGGUUUGCUGCACUACAGCCUCCUGGGCGGCAAGAAAAGGAACCAGGUGCUCCGGAAGAACAUCCGCAUCAAGCAGAUCCAGCUGGAGCAGGACAGCGGCAAGAGCCUGCACGACGACGCCCGCGGCCAGACGCUCGUCGACCUCAACAGAGCGGGUGUGGGCCUGAUGGAGCUGGUGAUGGAGCCCGACAUGACGUGCGGCGAGGAGGCGGCGGCGGCCGUCAGGGAGCUUCAGCUCAUCCUGCAGGCCCUCGGCACCUGUCAAGGAAACAUGUCGGAGGGCCAGCUAAGGGUGGACGCCAACGUGUCGGUGCACAGACCGGGGGAGCCGCUCGGCGUCAGGACAGAGGUGAAGAACAUCAACAGCGUUCGAUACCUGGCCAGGGCUAUCGACUACGAGAUCCGGAGACAGAUAGAUGUCGUGCGGCGAGGAGGCAGCGUGCGCAACGAGACCCGCGCCUAUGACUCCAAAUCCGGGACGACUGUGGCCAUGAGGGACAAAGAGGGUCUCCAGGACUACAGGUUCAUGCCCGAGCCCAACCUUCCCCCUCUGAUAGUGUACGAAGACCCUUCCCGCAUUCCCUCAGGUGCUGACGCCCGGCAGGCGGUGGUGGUGCAGAGUUUGCGGGCCAAGCUGCCCGAGCUGCCCGGCGUGAGGAGAGACAGGCUGGUGGAGACGUACGACAUCCUGCCCGAGCACAGCUUCACCCUGCUGAACGAGGAAGGCCUAGUGGAAUACUUUGAGAGUGUGCUGAAGGCCACCAGCCGGGAGCCCAGGAAGGUGAUUGGCUGGGUGACCAACGAGCUGCUGGCCUUCCUCAAACAACAAGACUUGAACGUCAGCCAAAGCCAUGUCUCUCCUUCCUCCAUGGCCCAGCUGCUGGAGCUCCUGGAAGCAGGAAGCAUCUCGUCUUCAGUGGCCAAGCAGGUGUUCCAGGAGAUGUGGAGGUGUUCAGGUGCAAAGACGGCGGCUCAGAUCAUCCACGAGCAGGACUUGAGCCUCAUUAGUGACAUGGAGCAGGUGCACGUCAUCUGCGCCAAGGUUCUGGACUCGCAUCCGCACGAGGUGCAAGCCUUCCGAGCGGGCAACAAGAAAGUUCUGAACAAGCUGAUGGGUUCGGUUCAGAAGGAGACCAAAGGCCGGGCUGACCCGGUUGCGGUGCGGAAGAUUCUGCAGGACAAAAUUUCAGAAACUGUAUGAGUUGAUUGUACGACGUAAACUACUAAUGAGCAUCCCUCCAACUGCAUGUAUUGGCUAUAUGUAAAUAAUUUUUUAUAAUGUAUUACCUCCCUUUCACGAAACAUGUCACAAGAACCAAUUGAUAAACCCUCACUAUGUAUAUUUAUAUUCAGUUUGUAUCACACAUCAUCUUUCCACAUUGAAAUGAAUGAAAAUGUUAUCCGUUCCAACCCCCCCCACAAUUCUUUUAAUAGGGAAAAUUGUACUAUAAUAUUGUACUUUAUGAGAAACAGAGUACCAGUAUACUUAAAUGUAAAACAAACUUUUUGCAUCAUUUCAUGCUAUGAUUCAAUUCAGUGUGCUACUCCUGGUGUGUCAACCUUGGCCACUGGGAGGCAGUAUAAUACUGUACAGUCUUGCAGAUACAUACAAAGACCAGACUUGUUACUACUCAGUAGAUUGCUGUAAUAGUACUCGUUUUUUGGAAAUAGGAUAAAGAAUGUAGACCUGAGUAUUGUUCUAUUAGCUGUCUACGUGUUCCAUUUUUGUUCAUAAUAUGUGUGUUUAAAGGGCUGUGUCACUUGACUAUCAAUGCUAACCGUUAUCAUGUCAAUGGGAUUUUCCAUUAUGUGUUAGCAUUAAGCUAGCCGGCCGGUCUCAAGGCAACGUAGUUGCAUAAAUCUUUUGAUGUUUAGUUGUGGAGUGACAAAUAGCUUAAAGCUUCUUUUUUAUGUUCCCCCUUCCAUUUGAAGUGUUUUUUUUGGGGGGGGGGGGGGGGGGG
Messenger RNA from Phyllopteryx taeniolatus (common seadragon), 2470 nucleotides. RefSeq names its product glutamyl-tRNA(Gln) amidotransferase, subunit B (gene gatb). Lineage: Eukaryota; Metazoa; Chordata; Actinopteri; Syngnathiformes; Syngnathidae. The transcript is spliced from 13 exons. Gene Ontology annotation, molecular function: glutaminyl-tRNA synthase (glutamine-hydrolyzing) activity. Gene Ontology annotation, biological process: mitochondrial translation; glutaminyl-tRNAGln biosynthesis via transamidation. Bases 52 to 1710 code for a protein of 552 amino acids. The record is from RefSeq and is a predicted model, not a curated record.